UCUGCAGUACACGAGCUUAACAACCCUGCGCGUUGGAUCUUCUCUGUAAAACCCUGAAACUCUGGCAGUCUCUCGCUAACUCAAACUAGCUCUUUCACUCUCUAGCUCCUAUAAUGGCGAUCUGCUUCUUAUCUCCAGUGAAACCCAUUUCAAUUUCUCCAUUAAUAUGCAAUAAAAAACCAGCCGUCAUCCGCUGCAACUUCUCUCUCCCUACCAUCACCACCACUGAACCCGAGCCCGUCUUCACCUCCGUCAGAUCGUUCGCCCCUGCCACUGUUGCCAACCUCGGCCCCGGCUUCGACUUCUUAGGUUGCGCCGUCGACGGCCUCGGUGACUUUGUCUCCGUCCGCAUCGACCCCUCUGUGCAUCCCGGCGAGAUCUCCAUCUCUGACAUUUGUGGAACCCACGCUAGUAUAAAGCUCUCCAAGAAUCCUCUCUGGAACUGCGCCGGUAUCGCCGCUAUUGCUACCAUGAAAAUGCUCAACAUACGGUCGGUGGGUCUUUCGCUAACCCUUGAAAAAGGCCUUCCCUUGGGGAGCGGCCUUGGAUCGAGCGCCGCAAGUGCUGCGGCAGCUGCUGUGGCUGUUAACGAGAUUUUUGGUGGGAAAUUAGAAGUUAAGGAUUUAGUUCUUGCUGGACUGGAAUCUGAAGCCAAAGUUUCAGGCUAUCAUGCAGAUAAUAUAGCGCCAGCAAUCAUGGGAGGAUUUGUAUUGAUUAGAAGUUAUGAUCCAUUAGAAUUGAUGAGCUUAAAGUUCCCAGAAGGAAAGGAGCUCUUUUUUGUCCUCGUAAGUCCUGAUUUCGAGGCGCCCACCAAGAAAAUGCGAGCUGCUUUACCGGCAGAAAUCGGGAUGCCUCACCACGUCUGGAACUGCAGCCAAGCUGGGGCGUUAGUGGCCUCUGUGCUGCAAGGGGAUUUGGUGGGUUUGGGCCAGGCACUGUCAUCUGAUAAGAUCGUGGAGCCCAAAAGGGCGCCAUUGAUUCCUGGGAUGGAAGAGGUGAAGAAGGCCGCGAUGAGGGCUGGGGCAUUUGGGUGUACCAUUAGCGGGGCAGGGCCUACGGCCGUGGCGGUGAUUGAUGAUGAAGAGAGAGGAAAGGAGAUUGGGAAGAGCAUGGUGGAAGCCUUUUCGAAGGAAGGGAAUUUGAAAGCUGUGGCUAUGGUGAAGAGGUUAGAUAGAAUCGGUGCUAGACUUGUUGGCAGUGUGCCAACUAGAUAAUCAAAGAUUUCUCUGUGUGUAUGUGUGUGGUUUAGCCACUUUUAAUUGGUUUGGUUUUAGAGAAUGCAACAGGAGAUAAAGGAACUUUACUGUUUGUUCAUUUCCCUAAUGCAUUAAUAAAAGUCAGUUUCCAGUUCUCAUU
This is a messenger RNA of Hevea brasiliensis (rubber tree), 1356 nucleotides long. RefSeq names its product homoserine kinase. Gene Ontology annotation, molecular function: homoserine kinase activity; ATP binding. The coding region runs from base 114 to 1214 and encodes 366 amino acids. Lineage: Eukaryota; Viridiplantae; Streptophyta; Magnoliopsida; Malpighiales; Euphorbiaceae. The record is from RefSeq and is a predicted model, not a curated record. Gene Ontology annotation, biological process: L-threonine metabolic process. The transcript has a single exon.